Podospora pseudopauciseta is the source of this 5102-nucleotide messenger RNA. RefSeq lists its product as uncharacterized. The coding region runs from base 21 to 3698 and encodes 1225 amino acids. The transcript has 2 exons. The record is from RefSeq and is a predicted model, not a curated record. Lineage: Eukaryota; Fungi; Ascomycota; Sordariomycetes; Sordariales; Podosporaceae.
CAACAAAAUAACUCAACUAAAUGGAGCAACAUAUCGAGGAAACAAAAGCCACCAUCCGAGGUCAUCGAUCACGAGGAACAUUCGCAGAAGGCCAUGAGUUCAUCAGGGCCCUGCCCGAAGAGAUCCGGUCUCUCCCGAGCGUUACAAUCGAAAUUGCCCAACUUUACCUGGUUCAGGGUCGGUACACGCUGGCCGCAAAAACAUGUGGAGAUCAACUAUCGGCCUCUGGCGAGGAGCGUGCUGUUCUUGACCUUCUGCAGGCUUUCAUCGGCAUUGGGAGAUACUCGAAGCUCCGGACCGCGCUGAGGAUUGCACAAGAGAUUGGAGAGGCGUGGCAUCUCACCGGCCGAGAUGAGGAAUCCAAGCUUUCCCAACAGCUGCAAGCCGUGACUAUCAAAGACCCGGAAGGGGAAGCUUCUCCGUUAACAGAAAACAGAGUUCUCAUGGUCCAUUGGUACUGGAAGAUCCAAGUGGUUGCCGGCGAGCAGGGACUGCUUCAUGAUAAACAGACCAAAGCUGCGGCUGUGGCCGGUCUGGCCCCUGUCCUGCGACAAGUCCUAUCAGAGGGUCGCUUUCGGGAAGCCAGGUUUCUCAUCUACUCCAAGGCACAUCUCCUGGAGGAUACCGACCAGGCGAUAGAGGAGCUGUGCGACUUCCUCGAGAACUUGACAGAUCCAGCAUUCAUCAUCGAAAGGGCUUUCACCCUGGUAGACUUGGCCGGCUUGCAGUUGAAGUCAAACAGCGAAGCUGUGCUAGCUCAAGCGGCGGAAAACUUCAAGCUCGCCAAAGAUAUAUUCACACAAUGUGGCCAUACAUUUGGUAAUAUCGACAUUGAUCUGCUUCAAAUCUCUGCCGACAAAACCAUCUCAGCGGGCGAAAGGUUUCUGGCCAAGACCAAGAUUGCCGAUCGUUACUUUGAAGUCCACCAGUAUCAAAACGGCAUCCGUUGCCUCGCGGUAGCCAUUUCACCGGACAUGAUCGUUGACACCUACUAUGAAGACGUCGUCAGGUCCCUUGAGCUGCUGGACCGGAUGAUCAACGAGUGUGGCAGCGAGAUAUUGAAGCAGUUAUCCCUGUUCCAUUCCGUCUGUCAAGCAAGUCUCAAGGCGCCAGAAUACGGAUUUGCCUUGCAGUCUCUGGAGUCCUAUUUCUGCAACGUACCAGAGGAGAUCAGCCCCAAGUUUCAUUCGUACAUGGGUGUCAUUCUGGGCUCGGUGUAUUCCAAGUUUGGGGAAACCGAAAAGGCCGUCCGGGUCACAAGGCAGGCUUUGGAGAUUUCCAUGUCAUGUGCGUCCUACGUUGACCAAUCUGAUGCAGCAACUCAGGUUGGGCAUCACAUGUUGAGCUUAGCUAGGGAACAUCCCGAAGGGUCGGAAGAGUUCAUGGAGAUGACCUCCUCUGCUGUGGACUUCCUGAAAGAAUGGGCAAACAAGGAUGCUGAGCACGGUCAUGCGGAUGGCGAGGCAUUGAAAUGUCUCUUCAUCGCCGAAUGGGCCAGCGACGGCCAAAGGUGGAUGGAACGGGUCAAGAAACACAUCCCUGAUUCAGCUGAUGCUCUGGCAAGGAUUCCGGUUGUGGAUUUGGAGCUGCGUCUUCUCAUGCGUCAAGGAAGAUUCUCCGAUGGCCUAGCACUCUCUACUCAACUUGUGGAACAGCUACAGAGGCUUACAGAUGUGCCGCCAUUCAAGAAGGCGCAGACACUUUUGAACGCUUGUAUUCAAGCCUUCGCUUGUGUUCAGAGUACAUUUCGUCAAGACAAAGCGUUGGCCCCUGAGGAAUCCCAGUCGGCCGUGAAGCUUCUUUGGGCCGCAUUGCAGCACUCGUACGAUGCUCUACAGUUAUACCGGCAAGCGAACGGGGUUGAGCUGGUCGUUGACUGCACCCUCUUUGUAUGGGAGAUCAUGAACUUGGCUGUACUGACAAUGCCGGAUGAUAGACGUCAUGGACUGCUUACCGCUUUCAUGGGGGAUAUGGGACAAACCGAAAGGCUUUGUGACAGCAUGAGGCAAAGCGUAUUGUCGGUUGCAGGACUCCAGAGUCUCAUGCAUAAGAGAUUUCUUGUGUCAAAGAAGGCCAGCCUCAAACUCUACAGUGUCGCAGUGGAGCUUGCUUUGAUAUUGAACGACCCAGCUGGCGCCUGGCUUUGGUUGCAGAAAGGAAAGGCUAGAGCAUUUGCCGAUGCCCUGGGUGCUGACUGCAUCCUCCCUCAGAGGCUCGUGGAUCAGAUCAACAAAGAUCACACCGCUUACGAACUCCUCAAGGCGGAGCAGAGCAUUCUCGAGCUUCUUCAGGAGUCCAACGUCAAUCAUGUUGUUGCCUCACGCCGGUUGGCAGCGUUGAAAAAGAAGAUGGAAGAACAUCCGCUCUUGGUCGAGGCCGCUAAGCUCAGAGGCCAGCUGUUGGAUUUGAACAUUGGAACUGAUGAGCUGAAACAAGCUCUGCAAGCAACAGGUCUCGCGGCUGACAGAGUCAAGUUUGUCGAUUGGCAUGUCCCUACGUUGGCCAACACUUCAAAUCAAAACAUUCGCCUCUUUGUACGUCAAUUGGAUGGCACCACCUACACGCAGCAACUGCCGCUCAGCAUUCAUCAAGUAAAAGAUUGGAUAGCCAAGACCCUUACAUAUCCCGAGAUGGCUACGCCACCACUGGCAAGAAAGACGGGAAACCAACUGCUCAAGAAGAUGAACGGCUUGGUUGAAGGUUUGCUUGAGUUUACAUCGGAAGGCGACUUGUUGAUCCUAUCGCCGUCUGGUCCCUUGAACAGCAUACCAUUGCAUGCACUGGAAGUUGGCAAGCAGCCCUUGGUUGAGAGGAAUCUUGUCGUGAACGCCUCCAGUGUUGCUACGCUCGGUCAGUGUCUGCUUCGGAUAUCACCAGCACCACCGACAGACAGACAGCCUCGACAAUCAUACGGCGCCAAGUAUUUUGCUGUGUACGAGGAACCUGACAGGUUACUGGAACGAGAACAGAUCUUUCACCAUAUCGAAUCACUCCCCGGAGCGUUUCCGGGUACUGUCGCCGUUGGGUCUCAGGUGACAAAGCCUCGUUUUCUCCAGGAGUGUGCAACCGCCAACUGGAUUCAUUAUCACGGCCAUGCUCGCUAUAGUAACCAGGACAUCCUAAAGUCAUCCCUGGUGCUCAGCGAUGGAAUAGACAUCCUCAGCCACGAUAGCAAUACCGGAAAUGGGGAUGGAGAUCUGACAGUCGACGCCGAGGCAGACCUUCUCGAGACGGUUGAAGCGGAAUACGAUGAUGACAACAAUGAUGGGGACGCUGUUGACAAUAGCGAAGGAAUAGACGAGCUCCUCGUCUCGGAGUUGUUCGAAGCCACACUCCCCCGAGGUGGCGUCCACUUCACCAUCAUUGCCUGUGACUCUGGCACGCAGGACAUUGCACCCGGUGAUGAACCGCUGGGAAUUAUACCGGCGCUGCUCUAUGCGGGCGCCACGUCUGUGCUGGGUUGCCAGUGGCCUAUCGACAGUCGGGCGGGGAGAGCCUUCAGUGAGGCGUUUUAUCAGGAGGUCGCGAGCAGACAGACUGGCGGAGCUGUCAACUUGGCCAGUGCUCUGAGGUCUACGGUGAUGAGAAUGAGAAGGGGGGAAUUGGGAGCAGAGUUUAAACAGGCGUAUUACUGGGCGCCAUUUGUGCUUCAUGGCCUGUGGCUUUUUCCAGCGGGUUAUCGAGCUCCUCCGCAAUAACGACCACCACGCCACCACCAGCGCCACCACCAGCGCCACCGCCAUCAAGAAAUCCAGCGUUGCUUUUGGUUUCCCACCAAGCUCAAGGUUGUGAAGAAAGGGGGCUUUGCUGUGCGCCGAACUCAAUACUUUGUGGCGGCCAAUGAAGAGUUGGCUGGCUUAAGCUCGGUUUCCUUCCUUUCGCAACACCAAGCUUUGCAAACACUUGUAGUCUGAUUCCGCAACAAAAUUGUACCAUUGACAAUCCUUGACCACCAAAUUCACUUUCUCUUUCCCCGCGCAGAAAGAUGGUCCGCAGAUCUCGUCGUCUUGCAGAGAAAAGCGAACGAGCUUUCCGCUGGGGAUCUCUCCGGUUCGUCACAUCUGUCUUGAAGUCGAACUAGAAAAGUACACAUGCAAGACAUUCGAAAGAAGAUAUCGGUGUGAAUUCAACGGCCCCUGUGUUUGGGACUAUAUCGCAACGAUCGAGCGAGCUAUGGGAGACCGGAAGAUCUCGGAGGGGUUGGCGCCAGAGCUCAACACAUAUUCGCCGAGCGAUUCCGCCGUCUGGAACACCUGAUACUUGAGCCCUGGCGACCAUGGUCGCACGGUGAAAUGCGGCCGUGGGACGAGUGUAUGUGUUCGCCUCAACGCUAGUCAACCGUAAUUAUCGCACACAUCAAUAUGCCAAUAUUGUUGCCAUAGACCUCAUCAGUCAUUUUAGGCAACUUCUCCCCCACACCCUAAAGAACAUUUCAGUGUUUGAACAUUUCAGCGACGAUGUCAUUCACUAUUUCAGGUUGCCUGUUCAGGUGGCAACCACGACGUCUGUGUGGUAGAUCCGGAGGGAAGCAAGCAUUAGAAAAGCGUGGACGAGGCCUGAGGCGUAGACAGUCACAUUUGGGAGUUGUUGGAGAGGUGUCUGUUUGGAGUCUUCAGUCUUGCUUGUUUGAGGCCUCAGGGGUCACUCCAUCUCAAGAGAAUUAUUGCCUGAUACUUUUGCCCUCGUGAGCAAGUUUCGUCAUGGGCUAUUGUCAUUAUUGAGUCACGGGCCCAAUGGCGGGCACCUUGAUGGUUUGAUGGUAGCAGAUACCUGAGGCAUCUUGUGGUAGCAGGUUGGGGUUGGUGAGCAUCUAGGUCGUCCAAGAGACAUGGGUAAAAAUGGCGAGGGAGGAAGCCAUUUCUACGAAGGCCGUGAUACUAUGUCUGAUUAAGGUAGGGAGGACUUUUCUGAGAUUUCAUUUUGGUAUGUGUGGCCUUUGUUUAUGUAGAUGUCUGUGGCCUUUGUGCUGCCGUCUGAUGUAUCCAAACAUCAGAGGAUGAUCCUCCCUGACCUCCAUACGACUCUCGCUUGCUCCCUGCUCGUCAAUAAAUGAAAUGACGUAGUCACCUGGGGGCUGACCGAUGUCGUUCCUGCCCUCGUUG